This is a messenger RNA of Knipowitschia caucasica, 2241 nucleotides long. The record is from the annotation of a GenBank genome assembly. NCBI's taxonomy places the organism in Eukaryota, Metazoa, Chordata, Actinopteri, Gobiiformes, Gobiidae.
AUGAUUAUCAUAGGGACAUUAGUAUCACAGGGACAUGAGGAGAGAGUGGAUAAUGAGACAUCGGUCUCAGAGACAGACACCGGCCUCAGAGACACCGACCUCAGAGACAUUGGCCUCAGAGACACCGACCUCAGAGACAUUGGCCUCAGAGACAUUGGCCUCAGAGACACCGACCUCAGAGACAUCGGUCUCAGAGACAUCGGCCUCAGAGACAUUGGCCUCAGAGACACCGACCUCAGAGACAUCGGUCUCAGAGACAUUGGCCUCAGAGACACCGGCCUCAGAGACACCGACCUCAGAGACACCGACCUCAGAGACACUGACCUCAGAGACAUUGGCCUCAGAGACAUCGGCCUCAGAGACAUUGGCCUCAGAGACACCGACCUCAGAGACAUUGGCCUCAGAGACACCGGCCUCAGAGACACUGACCUCAGAGACAUUGGCCUCAGAGACACCGGCCUCAGAGACAUCGGUCUCAGAGACACCGGCCUCAGAGACACCGACCUCAGAGACACCGACCUCAGAGACAUCGGUCUCAGAGACACCGACCUCAGAGACAUCGGUCUCAGAGACACCAGCCUCAGAGACACCAGCCUCAGAGACACCGACCUCAGAGACACCGACCUCAGAGACACCGACCUCAGAGACACCGACCUCAGAGACAUCGGCCUCAGAGACAUUGGCUUCAGAGACAUUGGCCUCAGAGACACCGGCCUCAGAGACACCGACCUCAGAGACAUUGGCCUCAGAGACAUCGGCCUCAGAGACACCGACCUCAGAGACACCGACCUCAGAGACACCGGCCUCAGAGACAUUGGCUUCAGAGACAUUGGCCUCAGAGACACCGACCUCAGAGACACCGACCUCAGAGACACCGGCCUCAGAGACACCGACCUCGGAGACAUUGGCCUCAGAGACACCGACCUCAGAGACAUUGGCCUCAGAGAGACCGACCUCAGAGACAUUGGCCUCAGAGACAUUGGCCUCAGAGACACCGACCUCAGAGACAUCGGUCUGAGAGACACCGGCCUCAGAGACAUUGGCCUCAGAGACACCGACCUCAGAGACACCGACCUCAGAGACAUUGGCCUCAGAGACACCGACCUCAGAGACACCGACCUCAAAGACAUUGGCCUCAGAGACACCGACCUCAGAGACACCGACCUCAGAGACACCGACCUCAGAGACACCGACCUCAGAGACAUCGGUCUCAGAGACAUCGGUCUCAGAGACAUCGGUCUCAGAGACACCGGCCUCAGAGACAGACACCGGCCUCAGAGACGUCGAGACACCGACCUCAGAGACAUUGGCCUCAGAGACACCGACCUCAGAGACACCGACCUCAGAGACAUUGGCCUCAGAGACACCGGCCUCAGAGACAUCGGCCUCAGAGACACCGACCUCAGAGACACCGACCUCAGAGACACCGGCCUCAGAAACACCGACCUCGGAGACAUUGGCCUCAGAGACACCGACCUCAGAGACAUUGGCCUCAGAGACACCGACCUCAGAGACAUUGGCCUCAGAGACAUUGGCCUCAGAGACACCGACCUCAGAGACACCGACCUCAGAGACACCGACCUCAGAGACAUUGGCCUCAGAGACACCGACCUCAGAGACACCGACCUCAGAGACAUUGGCCUCAGAGACAUUGGCCUCAGAGACACCGACCUCAGAGACACCGACCUCAGAGACACCGACCUCAGAGACACCGACCUCAGAGACAUCGGUCUCAGAGACACCGGCCUCAGAGACAGACACCGGCCUCAGAGACAUCGGUCUCAGAGACACCGACCUCAGAGACACCGACCUCAGAGACACCGACCUCAGAGACAUCGGUCUCAGAGACAUCGGUCUCAGAGACACCGGCCUCAGAGACAGACACCGGCCUCAGAGAUAGACGCCGGCCUCAGAGACGUCGGCCUCAGAGACGUCGGCCUCAGAGACGCCGGCCUCAGAGACGCCGGCCUCAGAGACGCCGGCCUCAGAGACGUCGGCCUCAGAGACGCCGGCCUCAGAGACGUCGGCCUCAGAGACGUCGGCCUCAGAGACGCCGGCCUCAGAGACGCCGGCCUCAGAGACGCCGGCCUCAGAGACGCCGGCCUCAGAGACGUCGGCCUCAGAGACGCCGGCCUCAGAGACGCCGGCCUCAGAGACGUCGGCCUCAGAGACGUCGGCCUCAGAGACACCGGCCUCAGAGACAUUGGCCUCAGACGCCGUGCUCUAAAGCGUCCUGUGUAA